UCCGGUUAGUAGUUAUUAGUGUUUCAUAUGGAGAAACUCUCAGAGGAAAACCAAAAACAAAACCAAAACCAAUUUUCAGCGACAAACUCAUCUCCUCUUUACGAUAACAGUGAGUUGUGGGAUUGUGGCAGCACACUGUAUGACUCGUUCGAACUCAACUCCUUCAAACGCCAACUCGACUCAGCUAUAGCAAAUUCCCCUAGAACCCUUUCCAUGUCUCAUUUACCAGAACGUCGACGUUUACCACUUGCACCAAAUUCAUCGGUCAUGCCCAGAAAGUCCUUCAACAUCUCUCGCUCCUUUCAGAAAUUUCUUCGCUCCGUUUUCAAGUCCAACAAUAAAUCCACCACUGCUAGUUUCCAAGGAACAGACAAAUACUCCAAAGAGAGUUUCUACGUUGUUUAUGAUAAGUCUGGACCCGUUCUCUCCACCAUUCCCGAAGUUCCAGAAUUUGAGAUUGGUGCACUUUCGCCGGAGAUCUCUUCCUUGGUCAGAAGGUCAGCUUCCGAGCGGUUCACUGCCACCGCAAUCGGUGUUUCCUGCGCUUAGGAGAUUACGGAUUUUGUUUUAGACGUUAAUAGUUAAUCUAUUUUUUAAAUUAGCGUUGUCUUGUAAUCAAUUACUAGCAUAUGUGAAUUAGCGUGAAGAAGAAU
This is a messenger RNA of Abrus precatorius (Indian licorice), 653 nucleotides long. RefSeq lists its product as uncharacterized. The transcript has a single exon. The record is from RefSeq and is a predicted model, not a curated record. The coding region runs from base 28 to 549 and encodes 173 amino acids. NCBI's taxonomy places the organism in Eukaryota, Viridiplantae, Streptophyta, Magnoliopsida, Fabales, Fabaceae.